UUGUCACCGCCACAUUAAAAUCUUCCCGGGGGCUUGCUUAUUUCGAAAUUCAUACAGGCGGACAGGCCUUCGUCCUCCGCUAUUCCGCCCCUUUCAAUAUAUUACAUAGAAACUAGUAAGCUCAUCUACCUACGAGACUGCGACAUAAGCGCUGUUGUUCUGCUGUCCGCUGUCCUAAAUUUCGUUAUCGCGUAGUUCGAAACUUUGAGGAUUCAUGGAAGCCGAGGCCGAAGUCGAGGCGCCUGCCAUCAGAGCCCUGGGUUUUCUUUUCAAGCUCACUGAAGUUUUUUUGUGGACCGACGAUGCUCCCAUAGACGAAACAGAGGUGUCCGCUUCAUUUGUUCGUCAGGGUAAUUUGGCAGAAACUGCUUUUUCGUCUUGCCAAGGUGCUUGUAGUUCUGAGGUUGAAUCUACUGUUAAUGAUUACACUCCCUCAGAGGAUAUGGAACUCAUCAGACAGAUGAAUGAUUUGGGGCUUCCUGUUUCCUUCGGCACAAACAAGGAGAAGAGAGCCACAAUCCCCAAAGGGAAAAGAAAAAGUGCACGCAUGAAGCCUCUGUCUGGUCAUAACAAAAAUGAAAGAGAGCUAGAAGUUUCUAGAAAAAGUGAGGUACUGGCUGUAUCCACUGUAGCUUUGCAUGAUAACACAAACAUUACUUUAUGUGGCACAAGGUUAGAUCAAAGUGAAACGUCAUACUAUGAUAUUGCAGAGGGUAUUGAUGAACAUCAUUAUCCCUCUGGAGAUUCAUCAAGCCUGACUGCCAUAAUUUCCAGUUCGAUUGCUCAGGAGCAAACUUCAGGGGAAUUAUCUGGUGAAACGGCAAACUUGGCAAUGGAUUCUGACACCAUAUCCAGCAGUAUUGUUCCAAAGUAUGAUUCCAAGGUGGGAGUUCAUUCAGUUACUUUAAAUACAGAAGCUUCUCCAGAAAACGUCCCACAAAAUACAGCAUUUGAACUAGAUGAGGAGAUGGACAAAAGACCAGCGGAAUGCAAAAACUCGGAAGGUUCAUUUAUGGCUUACUAUGACAGAGAAGGUGGAAAUCUUUGUGUUGACAUCAGAGCAGAGCAGGUAUUAAUUUCUGAGCCUGCUGUAUCAUCAGACCCCUCUUCUGAUAUGUUUGAUCAUGUCAAACUUAGUUGUAAAAGCUUUGGUAAUUUAGAAGAUUGGACGGUGAUUUGGGAUUCUUUCUAUAUGAGAAACUACUUCUAUAAUAACAAGACACAUGAAUCAACAUGGUACCCACCACCAGGCAUGGAACACUUAGCAUUCUCUGACAGUGCAUCGACCGAAAUGACAGUUAACACAGCUGAAGGGGAAGUUGGUCCUCUGUUUUCUUGUGAUCAUAUCAAAACCUCGACCUUAUGUGGCUCAGAAGAUAAAACUGACCUGCUUGAGAAAGUCGAGAAUGAGGAUAAAUUAUCAAGUCAUCCACUAUGUGAAGUGUCAUAUGAACUGGAGCCUGCUGCUGGCGAUUUUGUGUCCAGCAUGUCUCCACCUACUGUAAGCUGCAGCUCUGGACAUUUAGACGAAUUAGUUGGGUUAGCUAGUUGCUUUGAGACCAAUGGGAACUUUGCCAAAGUUCCCGUUUCUUCAUCAUCAGACCCCCAGAAUCAUAUUUACAGUUUGACCACUGAUCUUACUAAAGCUGUUUCCGAAGAAGCUUGCACUAGCAAUACACAAGUAGUGCAUGUGACUUCCGCAACAGUUGAGUUGGAUAGCCAGCAUAAUCCUGUCAUUGCCAAAAGGAAAAAGAAAGUGAGAAGAUCAAGAUCACAAAGAAAGAUAUUAUCUGACAACAACGAAGGUACAACAGAAGAAUGCCCUGCUGAUGUUAUCAAAUACUGGUGUCAAAGGUACGUCCUCUUCUCUAAAUUUGAUGAUGGUGUAAAAAUGGACAAAGAAGGGUGGUUUUCUGUCACUCCUGAGCUUAUUGCAAGGCAUCAUGCAUCACGCUGUGGUAAUGGUGUCAUAGUUGAUUGUUUCACUGGAGUUGGGGGGAACGCUAUCCAAUUUGCAAAGAGGAGCAAUCAUGUUAUUGCAAUUGAUAUUGACCCUCAAAAGAUUGACUGUGCACAACAUAAUGCAGCUAUCUAUGGAGUUGAUGGUGGGAUAGAUUUUAUACUGGGAGACUAUUUUCAGUUGGCUCCCAAGUUGAAGGCUGAUACAGUAUUCUUGUCACCUCCUUGGGGAGGACCUGAUUAUGCUAGAGUACAGACUUACGACAUCAAGACCAUGCUCAAGCCAUGUGAUGGGCACUUUCUCUUCAAUACUGCGAGAAGAAUUGCUUCCAGAGUUGUCAUGUUCCUCCCAAGAAAUGUGGACCUCAAUCAAUUGGCGGAGCUAUCUCUGUCUGCCCAACCUCCAUGGACAUUAGAGGUUGAGAAGAACUUCUUGAACGGGAGGUUGAAGGCCAUCACUGCCUACUUCAGUAACACUCAGGUGAGAGAGAGCGAGUAUUUCAGUCAUUCAGACAAGUUUAGCGACAAUCUGGAUGGUUUGCGUUAUCUCUAAUCUUCGCUGUUCUUGCGAAGAUCCAGUUGGGAUGCGGAUAGAUUCAGAGUUCCGGAUAACAAGGGUUGUGGGUUCACAAAUCAGACACGCCAAUCUCUUGGCCUAGAUUCCUCCUACCGACGAUCACGAGUGGGGUUUGGGUUUGGCUGAGUGCGAUAUUGCUGCAAUAACGACAGAGCACACAUCCCUCUUUCACAGUCGCUCAAAUAGUAAGAACAAGAUGAGAGCGCAAAACAGAACACAGUCAGUCGGUGCUGCAAUAGAAAUUCCGAUUGUCAGAUUGAGUUGACAUUUCGUCUCCAAAUAUAAUAAAACAUGACAAGUCUCGCACAUUGUUGGGUGGUUAAACAAUCUUGCUUUCCUUUUCUAAAACGCAAUCGAGUAGGACAUGCAUGUGGGUGCCGAGAAAUCUGAGAAAUUUCUUUUUCUUUUCAAAUACGAUAUAGCGUCGUGUAUUUAUCUAUCCACAUGUAUCCAUCAGCAAAAGAAACAAAAUAUAAGAAGGUCCUUCCCUAGCUCAAAUAAGUGACAGAUCAUCUACAUCUGUAUUGAAGGAGACUCCCUGGGCAUCCAAUCCGUUUUUUUCGCUGGACAGUUGUGAGGUCAGGUCAGGUCAGUAGAAAUGCUUCACGAGGUUCUGGCAUCUGCAGGUAAGACAGAAGAUAGUGGRAUGGCAAAGCACUACACUGCCACGUAUUCAGAAGUCAAAAUGAAAAUGGCAGAGCUGCAGAGGAGAACGGAGAGAAGAAAGCGUGCACUUGGCAACAAACUUUGGCUACUUUUGAGGAUAAAAAAAAGUACUCACAGUUGCCCUAACAAAAGGAAAGAAAAGAAGGCGCGGGGGCACUGAAACACUUGUUCUAAAGUUGGUUCCAUUGCCAGUUGCCUAUCCAAAAAAGGAAUAUAAAGAAAGAAAGGUGAAUCCACCUGCGUGGUUACGAGUUACUACUGAGUUCAAAUCUGCGCCCCACAACGUUCGCACAUUUAAGCCGUGUAUUGGAAACAUUUCCUGAUGGUGAUAUCAGAAAUGGAACGUUCAUCAUCGGGAGAUGUUCGGGAUGUGUUGUGAGACGUUGUGGGGGGCAGAUUUGCUCUCGUUAGUCGUUACUACUCACCUCGUUCUAAAAUGUGUGGCGUUAAUUGUCACAGGUGGAGUUCGUGUCCUGUUCUUGAUAUUAUUGGCUUUGCUUGUAGGUUUUUUAAUUUAUAGUCAAUUUCGUCUUAAUGAUGUCGGGGCUAACU
Messenger RNA from Nelumbo nucifera (sacred lotus), 3754 nucleotides. RefSeq lists its product as uncharacterized. NCBI's taxonomy places the organism in Eukaryota, Viridiplantae, Streptophyta, Magnoliopsida, Proteales, Nelumbonaceae. Gene Ontology annotation, cellular component: nucleus. Gene Ontology annotation, molecular function: protein binding; RNA cap trimethylguanosine synthase activity. The record is from RefSeq and is a predicted model, not a curated record. Gene Ontology annotation, biological process: 7-methylguanosine cap hypermethylation.